UCUCCCAUCACUAGCUCUAGCGACACAACAACACUGCCUACGUUUAACCUUGUGCUUAAAUUCAGCAGUCGCCGUCCACAAUACAACGUCGACCAUUGUGCUCGAGUACAACCAAGAUGGCGACAGGGGCGGAGUCGUGGGUGUUGGGGCUCCUACUUCUCGUAGUCUCCUUACUUUACCUCCUCUACCGCUACGUGAGGAGUUCACGUCACUACUUCAAGACUCGAGGUAUUCCCUACUUGGAGCCUGGGCCAUUCUUACAGGAUAGGCACGAAGUCACCUCCAAGGCUGGGAGUGACCAAGCGGUGUUGCUGUACAACUACUUCCCCGGUGAACGAUACUUCGGGUACUUUCUGAACGGGCUACCCACUUUGGUUAUCAAGGAUACUGAACUGAUCCAUAGAAUAUCGGUGAAGGACUUCAUCCAUUUCGAAGACAACGGAUUCAAGCAUGUGUUCGGCUUCCUGGUAACUCAGAAUCUAUUUAAUCUUAAAGGCAAGACUUGGAGGUCCUUGAGGGCCAAACUGUCCCCAACUUUUACUUCGGGGAAGUUGAAACGCAUGUUCAACCAGUUAGAUAAAAGUUGCGAGCAUCUCGUGCAGACACUCGGGGAGUCCUGUGGUGAGCCUCUGGACACCAAGAAAAUAACCUCACGUUACGUUCUGGAGGUGAUCGCCAGCAUUGCUUUCGGCCUUGACUUGAGCAAGAACGCACAAAGCGCGGAGUUUGUCCAGAAUAGCACUUCUCUUUACGCUACUGGUUACCAAAUGACGCUCAUCCAAAUACUCGGCAUGGUCUCGUAUAAGUUGGUCAAUCUCUUGGGACUGAGUAUGUACAAGAGGGAAGUAGAACAUUACUUCCAGAAUCUGACGAAACAGACUAAAGAGUACAGAAGGAAGAACAAGAUUGAGAGAGACGACUACUUCCAAUUGCUACUGGCGCUUCAAGAAGAAGAGGAGAGUGGAAAGACACUGCUGGCGAAGUGGGACAAUGAGGACGACUCUCUUAUCAACAAGGCCAAUGGACUACCUCAACAGGCGAAGGGGAGUAAACUUCUGACGGACGAAUGCAUCACGGCCCAAGCUUUCGGAUUCCUGACGGGAGGCUCAGACUCGGUGGCGACGACGCUGAUGUGGGCGCUGUACCACAUCGCCAAGGACCCUGCGAUCCAGGCGAGGGCCGUGCAGGAAGCGGAGUCCUGCCUCUCGCAGAACGGCGGCUGGACGUUCCAAACUGUCAAGGAUAUGGUGUACUUGGACAUGGUAAUACAAGAGACUCUUCGACUCUACCCUGCUUCCCCGCUCAGCCUCAAGGAAUGUACCGUCCCUUAUCGCCUGCCAGGGUCGGACGCGAUCCUUGAGAAGGGCACUAUAGUUUUAAUACCGGUCACUGGUCUGCACAUGGAUCCCGAGAUCUACCCUGAUCCUCGGAAAUUCGAUCCGGAGAGAUUUGCUGACAACAACUACAAGCCCAGCGCAACCUACAGGCCUUUCGGUGACGGUCCUCGAAUUUGCCUCGCAAUGAGGCUUGCCAUCAUGGAGAUUAAGGUGUGUUUGGCCAGAGUCCUCACGCAGUUUUCGGUCAGUGUCGACAAGAAGACUCAGGAGCCUUUUGCGCUCGACCCCAUGUCCUUCCCCCCGAACCCCGUGGGCGGAGUAUGGCUCCGGUUUCACGAGAAGAAAGUGACACUCUGACGAGAAGAGACUUAAAGAGUUGAAGGCACGCACAUUCCUGCUGCUUACUAUUUAUAAUAUGUAACUACUAAUACGCUUGUUAUUGGUUAGCAACAAAACUAAGAUUGUAUUGUUCAAGAGGAUCAACAUCAGCAGGCACAAUUAUGAUGUGUAUUUAUUCCGCCACUGUUACAAUUCAAACUUAUUCAGCUUAUUUUACAUCAUCGCUUUAACUGUACAGCUUAAAUAUAAUAUUAAGUUUUAAAGGCAAAUGUAAAUUGUUUGUAGUUGAAGCUAUUAAACAAUUAUUGUGCUA
Messenger RNA from Homalodisca vitripennis (glassy-winged sharpshooter), 1989 nucleotides. RefSeq names its product probable cytochrome P450 6a13. The transcript is spliced from 6 exons. Gene Ontology annotation, molecular function: iron ion binding; monooxygenase activity; heme binding. The record is from RefSeq and is a predicted model, not a curated record. Lineage: Eukaryota; Metazoa; Arthropoda; Insecta; Hemiptera; Cicadellidae. The coding region runs from base 117 to 1694 and encodes 525 amino acids.